This is a messenger RNA of Cladophialophora yegresii CBS 114405, 1680 nucleotides long. RefSeq lists its product as uncharacterized. The transcript has 2 exons. Lineage: Eukaryota; Fungi; Ascomycota; Eurotiomycetes; Chaetothyriales; Herpotrichiellaceae. The record is from RefSeq and is a predicted model, not a curated record. The coding region runs from base 1 to 1680 and encodes 559 amino acids. Gene Ontology annotation, molecular function: DNA-binding transcription factor activity. Gene Ontology annotation, biological process: regulation of DNA-templated transcription.
AUGACUUACAAUUCGGCUCAGUCGAGCAUGGCUGAACUCAACACCAACUUCAGUACUGACUACGACUCUUUUCUCAUCGACUCACCAGACAUCAAGCCUGUUCCGAUGCUGACACCCCAAUCGUCCGUCCCUCCGUCGACUACGACCCCUACCUUUCCGGGUCCGAGCUUUCAAUACGACUUGUACCAUCAGCAGACUGGCAUUCCUCGAGGAGCCCUAGCGAGCACUUUCAACAUCAACAAGGCUUCUGGGCUACAAUACCAUGAGAACAAUGGAGGGUUUAUAAUGCCCACCGAGACAUUGAACAUGCCGUUAAGCGACCUUGACGACCUUGACUUCUCCCGCAAUCCGGGUGAUAUGGACUUCGAUGACUCGCCAAUUGGUCUCCCGACAAUGUUCUUCCCAGAAACCUCUGGUCCGGCUCAGUUCGUCAGCCCAAAUACCUUGGUGGCACCGGCCAAUACCCCUUCUACUCCUAUCAAGCGAAUCUACCCUGGCAUGCAUAGCCAGCAGGCUGCUCUUGCAAAGGCGCAACAGGCACAGAAGCAAGAACAGCUGGCCCGUCAACAGCAGCAACGUCCACAGGGACAAAAGCCUCUUCCCGGUUCAUCUCCUACAAAGACUCAACCAGCCAAGGAUCCCCUUGUCGAAGAGAGCAUCUCCAAGGUCCUGAAUCGCAUGAGACAGGCCAGCGCGGCUUCUGUGUCCGAAGACGACGAUGGUGCUUCCGGUGGAAUGUCCAACAUGCCGCGAAUCAAGAAGGAUGAGGAUGAAAUGGACGAGGACGAACGUCUUCUGGCAAGCGAAGAGGGCAAGAAGCUCUCCAGCAAGGAACGUCGACAGCUCAGAAACAAGGUUUCUGCUCGCGCUUUCCGUUCUCGAAGGAAGGAAUACAUUAGCCAACUCGAAGGAGAGGUCGCCACCAAAGUGCAAGAAGCGAACGACCUGCGUGUGCAAAACCAGCAACUUCGAGAGGAGAACAACCGUCUUACUGAUCUUACUCGCAUGCUGCUGUCUUCUCAAGCCUUCUCUGGAUUCUUGCAAGAGCUUAGCCAAUCUGGCUUGCCGCCACCAAACCUGCAAAAGAACAUCCAACAGCCGAAGCCUGUCCAGGCUCAGCCCCAAUCCCAAUCUCAGCCAAUGAAAAAGGAUGUUAGCUCCAGUGCGGCUUCUCAACAACUCCAGAACCAACCACCCCAGAUCGGAAUGGCACUGAUACCCGAGACUCCCGUCGACUUCUCUGUUCUCCAACCAUCAAAUGGAUGGAUGAACGCAGUCCCAACCAACGACUACCAUGUCUACGCUGUCACCGAGCUGCCUCCACCUCCUAUGCUCGAUUUAGAGCGCCUGUCAGGGAAGCCUCUUCCUAACAAGGCGGCCUCAAAAUCGUCGAAAGAAGUACCGCGACUUCCAGAGCUGUCUCCCUCCAUGAUGCCCGCCACUGCUGCAGAGGUCUCAGAGGUUGAUAACUCCAUAGCCCUCGACCAGGACGUCUUCGCGCUAUACUUUAACUCGCCUGCCUCUGAAUAUCCUUGCUCAUCGGAAGGGAAUGACUCCAAUCAUGCGGAAGAGCCCGCAGAUAUCUCAGAAGAGGAAAGCAUGACCAACCUAAAAAGAAUGUGCGACGAUCUGGAUGACAGCUGUGUGAAGCUCGCUGAGUUUACAUCACAUAUGGAAUGA